GCACCCUUCUCAGCCCAGUGAGGCACGACUGGCUAUCUGCCACGAUCCCAAGAAAUUCCUCGCUUGGACAGCGCUAGUAUCUGUGGCUCGGCGAUGAGAGGGAACUUUGCCAAUGGCAAUAUUGCGGCGGGGAAGAAACAGAGGGACGUGAGAGACGUCUUGUGACCUGCCCGUCGAGUAAGUUCAGAUCGACGCAAGAGAGUUAGUUGCCAGGCUUGUUGAGAGGCAAUCAGGGAGGCGAUUUUUCCCCAGGUUUAAAGCAGCCGAGCAGGGCAGGUCAUAUAGCGUGAGGAGAGUCCCGGGUCGACGAGCGACGUGCGAAGAAAGGGAAAGAUAAGGUAACGCCAGAUGCUUUAUGCGGCCGAAAGCUUAUUAGCGCACCCCGGAAAGUGACCCUGUUACCACACAGAGUACGUACGUCCCGUUGUCACCCGCCCACACACCUACAGACCCUGAUAGGAUCUAGACUGAUACUUGUGGGUUGAUGAUUUGCGGGCUGUGGCACCCAAAGAUGUCUAAUACGGACUCGUGCUGUCCUGCAGCGAAAUGCCUCCUCUCCUGGUAGGUUAGCUAUAUUACUUCUUCGAGGCCCGUGCAGGUCAGGUACAAUCGGAGGGUGCAGGCACAACAAGGGUGAUUAUAUGCAGGUCACAAAAGUGAGCAGCCGUGGGCAGUGUCAAUGGUUUGCGACAGCAGCAAGCCAAGCAAGCAAGCAGCAGGACGGAUGAUGGCGCCCAAUGCGGUGGCCGGGGCAGAUACGGCAGGUAUUAGUAGUAGGCGUAAGGUGAGGGCGAGGAGGGUGACAGGGCGAGUGCGGACAAUUAGUUACUCGCAGGUCCACAGCAGCCAACGGAAGACCCCGUUAAAAAGUAUGGGGUAAGAGAAAAGGGUUAACGACGAAGACAAACGGCAGAUCCACUGGCGACGGUAACCUGGUGGAAGAGCCCAAUCGGGACGUCCAGAGAAUAGGCGUGGUCCGAGGGGAUGGGGGCUGGCUUGGGGCCCUGCUGGGGACCAGGAGGACGCUUUCCGGAUGAAUAGGGAGCGUUAUCUCAAGAGGAUCCAGCGUAAUGCAGCGAAGCGCAGUGCAGUGCAACUAUGCGGUGCAGGGCAGGUCGUCAGGAGCCACAGAGUGCUGGGGCCACGCUAUCAGCGAAUGAUGCUGGUCCUCAGCGUCCUCUCGGAAGAUUUCGCGGUGAUCCGGCCGGGACCGGUGAGGGAUCCCCAAAGGAGCGUGCAGGUUGACAGGCCGGGAAAGCUGAGGGGGCAAAAGUGGCUGUCGAUCUGCCUGCCUAUUUGUUGAUGGUUUGCGGAUGCUCGUGCUUGC
Messenger RNA from Cryphonectria parasitica EP155, 1327 nucleotides. RefSeq lists its product as uncharacterized. The transcript is spliced from 2 exons. The record is from RefSeq and is a predicted model, not a curated record. Lineage: Eukaryota; Fungi; Ascomycota; Sordariomycetes; Diaporthales; Cryphonectriaceae. The coding region runs from base 1034 to 1303 and encodes 89 amino acids.